AUGGCGCAAGACACGACGACAGAUGGCACAGUGCCCAUGCCACGACUGGAGGACAUUCUGCGACACCCGGAGGAUCUGGACAAAAUCAAUGGACUGAAAGCCGAGUACCAGCGCAAAAAGGCCGCGGUAGAUUCCCGACUGCGCGAGGGUCUCCGCGAACAACUCGAGGCUGUCCAACGAAGCAUUGGAAUAUUGACCGACGGCCAAAGGCAAGUGUAUAAGACGCGGGACGAACUACAAGCGAUCGACAAACUGUGCGCAGAGUCACAAGAGAGCGUGGAGGACUUUGCUGAGAUUGACAAAUUGGCGCGGAUCCAACGGCAUUUCGAUGCGACGUUGAUGAUGAAAAAAGGGCUGGAGAACUUCGGUGCAGACCUACAGGAGGUGGAGGAGUUGUUACGGGAGGAUGAUGAGGAUUUGGAGAAUCAGCCGAAUUUGCUCAAGGCGCAUAUGCAGAUAUCUCGUCUGCGAGAUUUCAGGGACGAGGCGAUGGAUCAGAUUCAGAAGUCCCGGGACACGAGUAGCGUGGAAACAUUGAAGGAAUACUUUGAAGGGCUUGACUCGGCGAUUGACUGGUUCGAUGAUCAUCUUGGCACAGCAUGCAUGAAUUUGAUUCCUCUGGUGCAGGAAGACAAUAAGAGCAUGGUGGUGCGGUUGGCGGUGGUUGUUGUGAACGAAGAGAAGAAUGACGAUACGGUCAGAGCCUUACAGGAAGCUCAAAAGGAUCACAAGGAUCUUGUCAGCCGCUUCAAAUCGAUGAACAUUGGGCCCAAGACGGUGCGAGGCUAUAAGGAGAAGUUUCUUCAAGCGAUUGAGUUCUAUGCGCAGAACCAGUUCAACAAUACCAAGGAGGCAUUCCUCGCAGAUCCAAACAUGAUGGAGAAAAGUCUUCGGUGGUUUUUCAAUGACCUGUUCACCGUCCAGCAAGGCAUGCAACCCCUCAUGCCGAAAAAGUGGAAAAUCUACAGAACGUACACCAAAAUCUAUCACCGUAUGAUGCACGAUUUCCUUAUCGAGUUCAUCGACGAUCCGGAAAUCCCGGCCGACAAUCUGUUGAAGAUCAUUCACUGGAGCGACAAGUACUACAAGAAGAUGAAAAAGCUGGGCUGGACCCCAGCUGAACUGCAGCCCAACAUAUUAGAUGACCGCGAGCCAGAACUCGUGCGACAAUGGCAAAGCGUUAUCAUCAACGCAGUGGAGGAAUGGAUGGAAAGAAUCUUCAGCAUCGACAAAAAGAGUCUGCUGGAAAGACAAGCGGAUUCUCUCGACACCAAUGCAGAUGGUUACUUUCGAACCAAAACGCAAGCCGACCUGUGGCGCAUGCUUCAUGAACAAAUUUCAGCGGCAGGCCAGUCUGAAAGAGCUGAUGUUGUUGAGGGCGUGAUUGACGCAAUGUUCCGAGCCUUGAAGGGCCGUCAAGGCGCGUUGCAAACACUGAUUGACGACGAGUGUCAGAAAGCCACGGCCCCUAGCAGCGACGGCGAAGGACUGCAACUACUGCAAGACUGGCUGGUCGGUAUGGCGAAUGACCAGAUCGCCUGCAUUGACGAUAACGAGGAGACCGCGCAGAUGGGCUACCUAACCCGCUUCAAGGCCGAAAUUGAGCCCGUCGUGACUCCUAAAUACAUGGCCACACGAGCAAUGACGGAUCUCGACGCUCUCCGAGAUGGCUACGUGGAUCUGAGCACGCAUUGCUUGGCCCUGUUCGUGAACAUUGUCUUCACGGUGGAUUUGAGCACUGUUCUCACAGAUCUCUUCACACCAAAAUGGUACGGUGAAUUCGCGAUCAAGCGUAUCACAUCCACCUUUGACGACUAUAUGACCGACUACAGCCCUGUCUUGCACCCAUCUCUUGUGGAUAUUCUCGUCGAAGAACUUUCAGACGAACUGCUCGUCCGCUAUCUAUCCUCUGUGCGCAACAAGGGCGUCAAAUUCCGCCGUCAAGCAGACCCCUUCACGGAGAAAUUCAAGGACGAUAUUCUCACAGUCUUUGAUUUUUUCCAAAAAUUCCAAGAAUCAUUCCCGUCCAUCAAGCAGAAAUGGCGAUUGGUCGAUUGGCUUGUCCGAUUGCUCGAGGCUGAAAAGGGACAGGCGAUCGCAAACGUCUACGAGAGCUUCAAGCAGGAGUAUUGGGAUCUGCAACUUUCAUGGGUCGAGGCCGUUCUCAGGACUCGCGAUGACUUUGAGCGCAGUAUGAUCAGCUCGAUCAAAGCGAAGGCUGCUGAGUUAUCGGUUGAGCGUGGAGUGGAGACUAUCAUGAGCCGAGUGAGGUGA
Penicillium diatomitis is the source of this 2274-nucleotide messenger RNA. Its product is annotated as SNARE-binding exocyst subunit SEC6. Gene Ontology annotation, molecular function: SNARE binding. Gene Ontology annotation, cellular component: exocyst. The record is from RefSeq and is a predicted model, not a curated record. Gene Ontology annotation, biological process: exocytosis; exocyst localization. The transcript has a single exon. The coding region runs from base 1 to 2274 and encodes 757 amino acids. NCBI's taxonomy places the organism in Eukaryota, Fungi, Ascomycota, Eurotiomycetes, Eurotiales, Aspergillaceae.